Messenger RNA from Stylophora pistillata, 2169 nucleotides. Its product is annotated as beta-1,3-galactosyltransferase 5-like. Gene Ontology annotation, biological process: protein O-linked glycosylation. Gene Ontology annotation, molecular function: hexosyltransferase activity. NCBI's taxonomy places the organism in Eukaryota, Metazoa, Cnidaria, Anthozoa, Scleractinia, Pocilloporidae. The record is from RefSeq and is a predicted model, not a curated record. Gene Ontology annotation, cellular component: Golgi membrane.
AGUCAGCGGAGAGUGUCUUCAACUUAGCAACUGGGACGUCUGGCUUCACGUCAUCACUAUUUAACGCCAGUUAUGUUUCGUAAGCUGAAAUACUGCGUCACAGUUUUAAUUUCAAAAAUAACCAGAUGUAAUCCGAAGCUUUUAACUGUUGGAAUUAUUUUGGCUGUCGCGAUACCCACUUUGGUCUUUGGUGUUUUUCUCAGCUUCCCUCGAACUCCGCUUCCCAGGCGGUUUAGACCUAGUAGCGAUUGUAAAGUUUGGAAAGAAUCUCCAAAGCACAAAACGACUUUGAUAACAAAGACCUCAUGUGCAAGGAACUAUUUUCUUCUCAUCCUAGUCUCAUCUGCACCUGCAAAUCAAGCUAGAAGAAAUCAUAUUCGUCAAACCUGGGGCAUUGACAGCAACGUGCUACCGGUAUGGAAGACGUACUUUCUUAUAGCGCAAACAGAGAAUCAAACACAUUCCGAUUUGGUCAAUAAAGAGGAAGAAGUCUACGGUGACUUAAUUCGCGCGGACUAUUACGAGCAUUACUGGAAACAGAGUUUUAAGAUUAUGAUGGCCUUCGAGUGGGCAUCACGAUAUUGCAAUUUCUCAUACCUACUAAAGGCAGAUGAUGACAUUUUGGUCAAUAUCGAAGACUUCAUUCAAUUUUUGCAGAAGAAAUCAACUCCAAAAAAAGAACUUUUCCUUGGAUAUCUUCAUCAUAACCCUAUUGUACUUCGAAGGGGAAAAUGGAACGUUAGUUACGAGGAGUACAACCAUACUCACUAUCCAGAUUUCUGUAGUGGGGCUGGCUUUGUUAUGACUUAUGACGUUAUCGAGUGCAUUGUUCCCUUGUUUGACGCGAUUGAGCCAUAUAGGAUGGACGAUGUUUAUGUUGGAAUGCUUGCUAAUGCAUCUGGUGUGAUAGCAGUGCAUCAUUCAGGGUUCUUUAUGCCAGUAGAUGAUUAUGACGACUGCAUUUUUAAACCAAAAGUUCUUCUGCAGCACAGAGCGACUGGACAGUGUUUAACUAAAUUAAUACGUAUUCAUAGCAAGGACUUUUUGUAUGGCACAAAUUUGGGUUCAUAUUUUUGACGCUUUGUUGACUUUUUUACUAAAUAAUCAUUUUAUUUGUAAAGGGGCUUCCACAUUUCGUACCAUUUAUGAAAACAGUUAUGAGUUAAAGCCAAAAACUGAUUUAACGCUGGUGAACACUAGAAAGAUAAUUUAAUUUUCAUUCAACAAUUCUAUAGUCAUUUCAGUGAUAGGCCAUCCCGUCAGAUACUGUUGUUCUCUUUUGUUUCAAAUACGAAUGGCACCACAUUGAUCGGAAUUCAUUGUAAGAUAAGCUUUUAAAUGAGAACUUAAACCCAUCAUGAGCGACGUUUGCAAAAUCUCUUCCGCUCGGAAUUUCCUUCUUUGUUACUUCCUGUAGAAAUUUAAUUCCUUGAAGGCGGCUUGAAUUGGUGGGAUCUUCCGGCUGGAAUACUUUUAUUUUUGAAAACCAAAGUGAUUGCAGGCAGGUUUUGCAGAAAUGAAGUUGUAGAACACUGCAUUUGUAUAUCUUUAAGAUAGCUAUAACAAAGAAGACCAAUCUUCCUUCGACAGUUUCCUUUGUAACAAACCAGAAUCCAUUUAGUCUUACGUCGUUUGGCCACAAGAUAAACUCCUCGCGAACCAAGCUCUCUCAAUCACAAUGACUACGCUUGUGGCUUGUGUUAGACUUUUAUUUUAGCUGUUACUAUCUGUCACUAUCCAUGAUAUAAAAUCUUGUACAAUUUCGAACUGAUUGUGCCCAGCUCCCAGAGUUCCACUCGGCGUAAAUGAAUUGUUUUCGCAAAUUUUUUCAAAAUCACGUGGCGAAAUAUACUAAGCUGAGGAAGCACAUCGCCCAUGAUGCUUGUUUUCUGAUCAAAACCUCUAAGCUGUUUCUUUAGAAGCAGCGAAAGUUAAGAAAGGAAACGGAAAGACAGGACUUUUUAUGCAAAAGCUCGUUGAGAGGUAGCCUUAUAGUUAAACAAAGAGAACCUUAAGAGAAGCUAAACCUCUUUCUUCAUCGGGGAUCUCAGUAUAUCUUUAUCAUUGUGACGAGAAGAAAAAGAAUUCUGAUCGUCUUUGAACGUUUAUCAUAAAUUACUACUUAUCAAUAUCUAUUGAGGUUGCAGCCAAUAAACGCGAACUCAAUCA